AGUCUAACAGGGGCUCCAUAUUCUCCCCUCUAAAUCAAUAACACAGCAGAAUCCGUCUGGUGGAAGCAUUUUAAAGUGAGAAAUUGGGUGAAAUAUCAUAAAGAACAAGUUAGGUUUUUACGCACGGACUUCGGCGCCUGAAUCUAUGGCUGUGAUAUAAGAAUCGGCUUCUCAGCCUGCGCCAGAGCUUCCCUCCUAUCCAGAGAGGAGGAGGAGAGAGAUACACGCAAUACACGCAGUGAUACUCAGACACAGCGAGGGAUGCACUGGCUGAAAGUGACGCGGGAAGUCCGCGAUUUGGCUUUUUUUUUUUUUUGUCGCUCUCGGAUAUAAACACUGAAUCACAAGCUGACUGACUUUACCACAAACACUCAUCUGGGAACUUCGCUUCUAGACACUUUUGUCUCUGUACAUGUUUUCAGGGUUUACAGACAAUUACUCCUCUGUUUAUUUUUUGCUUUUUAACUUACAGCAGCUCAAGUCAUCGGGUGUUUUUUUUCUCUUAUGCGCAAUGGCUGGUGUUUUUUAUCGCCUGGAACUGCGCGUCCAUAUGGAGGUGUCCGGGAUGCUGCUUGGCUGAAAAAACUAACAAACAAAAAAAAGGGACAUAACUCCUGUGGAUGCGACGUGACCUCCUGAGUCUGGAUAUUUCAGUAGCCUCUUUCAUGAAACCUCCUUACCUUUCCAUUGUGGGGAUCUGUUUAGGAGUCUGUGCUGCGUUUUAGUUCAGAGCGCACUUGUGUCUGACUCAACGAUGUGCUCCGGUGGGAAAUACUGCGUGUUUUUGUUCUUGCUUAAAAGUAUCCUGUCGGACCCGGGAACCACAAACCAAGUGGUUCUGUUGGACACUACGACAGCGCUGGGAGAACUGGACUGGAAGACUUAUCCUGUCAAUGGGUGGGAUGCUAUCACAGAGAUGGAUGAGCAGAACAGACCUAUUCACACCUUCCAGGUUUGCCAUGUAAUGGAGCCAAACCAGAACAACUGGCUACGCUCUGGAUGGAUCCAACGACAAGCUGCACAGAGGGUAUAUGUGGAGCUGCGUUUCACACUAAGAGACUGCAAUUCCAUUCCUUGGGUUUCUGGCACUUGUAAGGAAACCUUCAACCUCUUUUACCUGCAAACAGAUGAACCACUCUCUGCAGCAACACGAUUUCGGCCGACUGACUAUGCCAAGGUGGACACUAUAGCAGCGGAUGAAAGUUUCACACAGACUGAUCUCGGAGAUCGUGUUCUUCGCCUCAACACGGAGGUCAGGGAAGUGGGGCCAGUGACACAGAAGGGCUUCUACUUGGCCUUCCAAGAUGUGGGAGCUUGUAUAGCUCUUGUGUCAGUCAAGGUGUUCUACAAACGCUGCCCGUCGACUUUAAGGAACCUGGCAGCAUUUCCGGACACGGUGCCACAUAUGGACUCGUCCUCUCUGGUGGAAGUUCGAGGCGCUUGUGUGGAGAACGCAGAAGAAAGAGACACUCCCAAACUGUACUGUGGUGCUGAUGGAGACUGGCUGGUUCCUCUGGGUCGCUGUGUCUGCAGCAUCGGCCACGAGGAGACGGAUGGCUACUGCCGAGCUUGUAAGCCUGGCUUCUUCAAAGCAUAUGCCGGGAACACUAAAUGCUCCAAGUGUCCUCUACGUAGCUCCAGCCACGAUCAGGCGGCCACCAUCUGUCACUGCGAUAAAGGCUUCUAUAGAGCUAUCAAAGACCCCUCCACCAUGGCUUGUACAAGGCCUCCAUCACCUCCAAGGAAUCUGGUCUCGCUGAUCAAUGACACGGCCCUCUUCCUGCAGUGGAUGCCUCCCAGCGACACAGGAGGCAGGAAGGACAUCACCUACAACAUCCUGUGUCAGCGCUGCGACGGAGGCGACGGUGACGGUGUUGUGACUCAGUGUGAGCCGUGUGAUCCAGACCUGCGCUUCAUCCCACGACCUCUCGGUAUUACCGGCACCUCUGUGGCAAUACUAGAUUUUGCAAUGCAGGCCAACUACACCUUCCAUGUGGAGGCCGUGAACGGAGUGUCAGGGCUCGGUGUGGCUGCACGCUCACUGGCAAAUGUCACCGUUAAUACACACCAAGCUGGUCCUGCUCUGGUUGGUGUAGUCAGGAAAGACUGGUCCUCCCAAAACAGCAUCGCCCUCUCCUGGUCAGAAGUGGAACAGCCGCCUUCAGACUUUGUGGACUAUGAAGUCAAAUACUAUGAGAAGGAGCAAGAACAGCUGAGCUACUCAUCAACACGAACCAAAACCCCCAGCGUGGUGGUAACCGGCCUCAGACCCUCCACUGUUUACGUCUUCCAUGUUCGUGCUCGCACUGCUGCAGGCUACACAGCCUACAGCCCCAACUUUGAGUUUGCAACUGCAGCUGAGGAUCCAGAUAUCGCUGAUCAGGGUCAGGUUCUGGUGGUUGUCACAGCAUCUGUAGGAGGUUUCUCCCUUCUAGUCAUCCUCACACUCUUCCUCCUCAUCACUGGCCGGUGUCAGGGGUACAUUAAAGCCAGGAUGAAGUCAGAGGAGAAGAGGAGGACUCGCUUCCACAGUGGACACGUCCCGUUCUCUGGAAUAAAGACCUAUGUGGAUCCAGAUACGUAUGAAGACCCCACUCAGGCUGUGGAGGAAUUCGCCAAAGAGAUAGACCCCUCAUACAUAUGCAUUGAGAGGGUGAUUGGUGCUGGUGAAUUUGGAGAAGUCUGUAGUGGACGCUUGCGUAUACCUGGAAGGAUGGCUAUUGCUGUGGCAAUAAAGACACUUAAAGGAGGAUACAUGGAACAACAAAGACGAGACUUUCUGCGUGAGGCUUCAAUCAUGGGACAGUUCAACAACCCCAACAUCAUCAGGCUGGAGGGAGUCGUCACUAAGAGCAGACCAGUAAUGAUAGUGGUGGAGUACAUGGAAAAUGGAGCGCUUGAUUCUUUCCUGCGGACACGUGAUGGUCAGUUCACGGUCCUCCAGCUGGUUGGGAUGAUGCGUGGCAUCGCAGUGGGCAUGACCUACCUUUCAGAGAUGGGUUACGUUCACAGAGACCUGGCUGCUCGCAACAUCUUGGUGGAUGAAAACUUGGUGUGUAAGGUGUCUGAUUUUGGCAUGUCCAGAGUCCUUGAAGAUGACACUGAGGCGGCGUACACAGCUACAGGAGGAAAAAUACCAAUACGCUGGACGGCACCAGAAGCUAUUGCUUAUGGAAAGUUUUCCUCAUCCAGUGAUGUCUGGAGCUACGGCAUUGUCAUGUGGGAAGUGAUGUCAUAUGGAGAGAGGCCCUACUGGGAGAUGUCCAAUCAGGAUGUCAUUUUAUCCAUUGAAGAAGGCUACCGUCUGCCAGCUCCAAUGGGCUGCCCUGUGACGCUGCACCAGCUGAUGCUGCACUGCUGGCAGAAGGAGUCCAACCAGCGUCCACGCUUCAAUGACGUGCUCUCUUUCCUUGACAAACUCAUAAUUAAUCCCAGUAGUCUGCUGGCUCUGGUCAAUGAUGUUCAGAGUUUUCCAGACUCCCCAGAGGAUAUGCCGGACUACCCGCUUUUCAUCUCUAUCGGCGACUGGCUUGACUCCAUCAAAAUGAGCCAGUAUAAGAACAACUUCCUUGCAGCAGGAUACACAACACUGGAUUCCAUUUCAACCAUGAGUAUAGACGACAUCAGGCGCAUCGGGGUCUGUUUGAUCGGCCACCAGAGGAGAAUCAUAAGCAGCAUACAGUCGCUUCGCCUGCAGCUUCACCACAUUCAGCAGAGCGGCUUUCAAGUGUGAGACCAUCGCACAAAGUCAGACUGUGUGUAACGCACUGAACUGGAAACCGACCAGACUUCCUCGGCAUCGUCAUUCAACUAAUUGCACAAACACCAGACUGUUAGGUGUAGCAGGUACCACAUGCUGCUCGCGUGAGCGCUGCCAGACCACAUGGGGUCUGGUUUACACACACUCAUCUUCUUUUGGAUCAUUUUCAAUACAGCCUCCACAACAACCAAACCUCUGUCAGCGUUGGCCAAAUGCGGUCUCUUAAUUAUCUCAGCAAAUGCUAGCAUUCACUUGAAUUUAGGACUUCUUUUUCUCUAGUGUCUAUUCAAGUGUUCACCGAUACCUCUUCUCUUUCCAAGUGACAAUCCAAUGGUCUCUAUUGACUUUGAAUGGUCUCAAGUCUGUUACCUCAUGACCAGAGAAGAUGCGUAUAUAUAUAUAUAUAUAUAUA
Molecule: messenger RNA, 4172 nt
Organism: Amphiprion ocellaris (clown anemonefish)
Lineage: Eukaryota; Metazoa; Chordata; Actinopteri; Pomacentridae
Product: ephrin type-A receptor 6-like
Exons: 20
Coding region: 755-3733 (992 amino acids)
Biological process (GO): axon guidance; cell surface receptor protein tyrosine kinase signaling pathway; protein phosphorylation
Cellular component (GO): neuron projection; plasma membrane
Molecular function (GO): ATP binding; transmembrane-ephrin receptor activity; protein binding
Source: RefSeq, a predicted model, not a curated record